CUUUUUAGAAAUCGGUAGUAAAUGCUCGGGGCAAACGGUGGCGCGAUUCAGUCGUAGGAAAGAUGCUGUGUCGUGAAGUUCUCUCGUUGUUUGUGCUUUGUUUCUUGGUUCUUGUGAACGGAAUGCCACAGUCGAUCGGUAACCAGGAUCCAGCGAGUGCAGCUCCGUUGUUCCAGUUCACAAAUGGUGGGGUCAGAUUCAAUUUUGGUGGAUAUCACGCGGAAGCUGGGUUAGGUGGUCUUUUAGGUGGAUCGAGAACUGGUGGUGGACUUCAUGCUAGCGCAGGGACGCCAUGGGGCGCCCAUGCGGCUGCUGGGCUGGGUGGUUUGCUCAGCGGUGACAAUGCAAACGCUGGUGGAAAUCUCUACGCGAGGGCAGGUCUCGGACAGGGAAGACACACGGCAGCGGCCGGAUUAGGCGGUUUCUUAGACGGAAGCGGAAGAUCUGGAUCUCUAGCUUCGGGAGAACUCUACGCCGGUGCUACAACAGGCUCUCACGGAGUCGGUGUCUCGAGUUCCGGAUCUCAAGGUCCUGCACCGGGACCUACAACCAGUUUUACAGACGGCGGAGAUGGAAACGGCGGAGGAAAACCGGACAAAGGUCGCACGAACAUUCAAAUCAUCGCGCGAUCCGAGAAAAAACCAGGAAAGACGGUGAAGGUAUCUAGCAACCCAGAAGGAUCGACGGAAGCGAAUAAACAAAGCGAACCUCCGGCAAAUAAAGAGAUUCGUGAAGUGGAAGCUCCAGCUCCGCCUGUGCCUCCUUUGGCCAACGAAGCGAACGAAGUUGUACUUGUUGGAGGUCCCCAUCGAGCGAGGACCGCUCCGAAAUGGAUCCUCCGGAAGAGAUUCUGGGGACCGCGGAAGCAAGUGAUCCUGAAUUCUUCGGUAGAAUCCCAAGUCCCGUCCGACAUCAACACACAGCAAGUCUCCCGUCGUCAGGCACCCCCUUAUCCGGAUAAUAAUAACACACCACAAUUAGGAAGCAUCGCACCGAUGCUUAGUGGCAAUAAUGGAUACUACGAUAACGUGUUCCGGAUACCGAUAUCGACGUUGGACGCAGUCAACCAGUUAUUAAAUACCAAUUCCGGAUAAUCAUCGCCUCUUGCUUAUCACUCUCCACGUAUAUAUUUUCUUUUCACAUGUGUCCCAACGGUAAUGGAACUUAUUGCUUAUUCGUC
Messenger RNA from Habropoda laboriosa, 1180 nucleotides. RefSeq lists its product as uncharacterized. The record is from RefSeq and is a predicted model, not a curated record. The transcript is spliced from 8 exons. NCBI's taxonomy places the organism in Eukaryota, Metazoa, Arthropoda, Insecta, Hymenoptera, Apidae. The coding region runs from base 63 to 1094 and encodes 343 amino acids.